Messenger RNA from Darwinula stevensoni, 1007 nucleotides. Lineage: Eukaryota; Metazoa; Arthropoda; Ostracoda; Podocopida; Darwinulidae. The record is from the annotation of a GenBank genome assembly.
CGUGGGUUUAGACCCGCUCGUAUAAAACGGGGCCCCAAGAAGGAAAAAUGGCAAACUUCAGCACGUUACCACAGGAGAAAUCGAACCAGACGGGAUGAAGUUGUUGCAUUUCGCAGUUGCCGUUUUGCUGAUCGGCUCUGCGACUGCCGCCUGGUAUGACCAACUCAUCAACGAUAUAGUCGAGAACGUGUUGCUGAUAUUGACGGGGAGAGGAAGACUGGAAAUUCUCGGUCACCGCUGCGGGCUCAAUUGGAAGCCAGUGUUCCAUCGUUGGAAGUUGCAUUUCGACACCAAAGUCUACUGUAACGGUUGGACCAACAUCGUUGGAAAAGGUUUCCAUCAGAGUCCGAUCACUUCGGUAAGGAAUGCCGUCAGGGACUUCACUCAACAGGCAUUCGCACAAGCGUACCAAAUGAUCUGCUCUGCUACCCUCUGUGAGGAGCUCACGAUGUCCAAUCGCUUCCCGUUCGAGGAGCGUGUCUGGGCAAAAUACAAAGUCAUGAUCAACGAGAGGCGCUGGAAGUUCGAGAGCAAUAAAGGCAUGAACUUGAAUGCAUCAUAUUGCGAGGUAGAAAGAGCCGACCUUCAUUCUUUCCUCUCCCCCUGUUCCUGGCUCGUGUUUCUCUUUGAUUUCGCUGCCAGGAUGAAGUUAUCCUAUUUCAUCUUCGCCUUCUUGGUCAUCGGUUCUGCUACUGCCGGGUGGGAAGAACUCAUCGGUCCGGCCGUCGAGAAGUUGAUGGGACUGUGGAAGAACGAAAAGAUGGAGUUUCUGGGUCAUCAAUGCAACUUCUCCACGUCCCCCAGUUUCUACAGAUGGGAACUGUAUCACAACACGAAAGUGAUAUGUCCCGGCUGGACCAACAUCGAGGGAUAUGCCAAGACCAAGAGUCCGACCGGGUCUUUGAAGCACGCCACCACCGACUUCGUGAACAAGGCCCUACAAUCAGGACUGGUAACAGAAGAUCAGGUGAAAGAAUUUCUUCAAGCCUAAGAGAAGAGACGAAGCG